CCCCGACCCGCUCGCUUCUAACAUACGCGCCGCGUAAGCGCACCUACGCUUCAUGGCGCCUGCAAAUCAACCAGAGCAAGAGAGCUUACUCCCCAACAGAAGCCUCGAAAGCGAAGGAGAAGACAAUGAAGAAACGGCCUACAGUUCAAGCGAGAAGAUCUUGAUCGUCGGAAUCGACGAGGACGGUGGAGAUUCGUCUGUAGUCCCACCCUUCUCAUGGAGAAAGCUCUGGCUAUUUACCGGCCCCGGAUUCCUCAUGAGCAUUGCGUUCCUCGAUCCUGGAAAUCUGGAAGGCGAUCUCCAGGCCGGCGCGAUCGCCGGCUACACGUUGCUGUGGCUCUUGAUGUGGUCCACGAUCGCCGGGCUCAUGAUCCAGAUCCUCUCGGCCCGGCUCGGCGUCGCGACGGGUCGGCACUUGGCGGAGCUUUGUCGGGAGGAGUAUCCGGCGUGGGCCCGGUACGUGCUCUGGAUUAUGGCUGAGCUGGCACUGAUCGGGGCCGAUAUCCAGGAAGUGAUCGGGAGCGCGAUCGCGAUCAAGAUCCUGAGCAAUGGAGCGCUGCCGCUGUGGGCCGGCGUCGUCAUAACGGCCUUGGAUUGUUUCAUCUUCCUAUUUCUUGAGAACUAUGGUGUGAGGAAAUUGGAAGCUGUUUUUGCAGUUCUAAUUGCAAUAAUGGCAGUCUCAUUCGCAUGGAUGUUUGGUGAAGCCAAACCCAGUGGCAAGGAACUUCUAAUAGGUGUUUUAGUUCCAAAACUCAGCUCUAGAACCAUACGGCAAGCGGUUGGUGUUGUGGGUUGCAUUAUUAUGCCGCACAACGUUUUCUUGCAUUCUGCUCUCGUGCAGUCAAGAAAGAUAGAUACUAAUAAAAAAGGCCGGGUACAAGAGGCCCUCAAUUACUAUUCGAUUGAGUCCGCCAUUGCCCUCCUCAUCUCUUUCAUGAUCAAUAUGUUUGUAACGACUGUUUUCGCGAAAGGCUUUUAUGGUACAGAGGUAGCUGAUAGCUUAGGGCUUGGAAAUGCCGGGCAGUACCUUGAAGAGAAGUAUGGGGGAGGUCUCUUCCCAAUUCUUUAUAUUUGGGGAAUUGGGUUGUUAGCAGCUGGGCAGAGUAGUACAAUUACCGGGACAUACGCGGGGCAAUUUAUCAUGGGUGGUUUUCUCAAUCUCCGGUUGAAGAAAUGGAUAAGGGCAUUAAUUACAAGAAGUUUUGCAAUCGUGCCGACUAUAAUUGUAGCACUUGUUUUCGACACUUCAGAUGCUGCACUGGAUGUAUUGAAUGAGUGGCUUAAUGUGCUUCAAUCGGUUCAGAUCCCAUUUGCGCUUAUUCCGCUCCUUUGUUUGGUCUCCAAGGAGCAAGUUGUUGGCGUUUUUAAGAUUGGAACUGCACUCAAAACGGUGUCGUGGAUUGUGACUGUGCUGUUGAUAGCGAUCAAUGGCUAUCUUUUGGUGGACUUCUUCUCUUCUGAAGUAAGUGGCCCAUGGUUUGGUUCGGUUGUAUGUGUGGCCACAGCAGCAUAUGUAGUGUUUAUCAUAUAUCUCAUUUCACGAGGGAGUGUUCUUUCCACUUGGCUUGGCCGAGCACUACCAAAGAAGAUCACCAACUGCAGAAACUGAACAGUCGUAUUCUUCAUCUAACUCCCUUGUUUGCUCCAAACGAUUGGGAUCAUGUUGUAACAUCAGGAUGUCAAACGAUGAGUGGGUGAAGCAAUUGCUGUCCUACAGUCUGAUUAUUUCAGCUACACAUCUCUCUUGCUCUCCUGCAGUUGGGUUAUAUAAGGCUUGGCUUACCCCUGAGCCCCAUCUCAAGAGGGGGAAUUGUUGUUGUAUGGUUGGACUUGAUGUUCUCUCUUCCUUGCAAAGGAUCGAUCUUGUGAUCACAUGGCUGUGAACUGAAGACACUUGUGACUGCCUUUUAUGUAAAAGAUUGUAAUUUGGAAGGCAGUGUUUGGGCGUCCCUGUAUGUUAUGCCAAAAGUAUGUCUGAUGGUCAUACGACAUACAGCGAUCAUCAUGGAUCCCCUUAGAUGAAGGUAGUGAUGUAUUGCACUGACUGUGGAACUGUUGGGGCCAUGAUUCUCAGUUGUCAAGUAAGUUAUAACAUUGUUUAUGUUCAGCUUUCUUCUUAGUUUAAAAUGCCAAUUGAUGAUGAGCAUUUGCAUC
This is a messenger RNA of Magnolia sinica, 2154 nucleotides long. Its product is annotated as metal transporter Nramp3.1-like. Gene Ontology annotation, molecular function: cadmium ion transmembrane transporter activity; manganese ion transmembrane transporter activity. Bases 53 to 1609 code for a protein of 518 amino acids. Gene Ontology annotation, biological process: metal ion transport. Gene Ontology annotation, cellular component: membrane. The transcript has 4 exons. The record is from RefSeq and is a predicted model, not a curated record. NCBI's taxonomy places the organism in Eukaryota, Viridiplantae, Streptophyta, Magnoliopsida, Magnoliales, Magnoliaceae.